AUGAUGGAAGAUGGAUCAAAACGAUUAAAAGAUGGUGCUCAUGUUCUUAAUAGUAUGGGUAAUGUUCUUUAUCGACAUGAAAAAGAUGAUGAAGCUCUCGAAUGUCAUCAAAAGGCAUUGAAAAUUCAAGAGAAAUAUUAUCCAUCCAAUCAAGUUGAUAUUGCGACAAGUCUAAACAAUAUCGGUAAAAUUCUCACUCAUCAAGAAAAACAUAAUGAAGCUCUCGAAUAUUAUCAACAAGCGUCAACAAUUUAUGAAAAACUUUAUCCAUCAGAUCAUGUCAGUCUUACUGACACUUUGAAUAAUAUUGGCGUUUCUCAUGAAAAACAGAAGAACCAAAAGAUGGCACUUGACUAUUUUGAGCGUGCUUCGAAACUUAAUGUGAAAUUUCGUCCUCUUGAUCAUGAAAAUCUAAAGAGAAUCAAAGAUGGUAUUCGUCGACUUCCUGCAACAAAAUAA
Messenger RNA from Rotaria sordida, 459 nucleotides. The record is from the annotation of a GenBank genome assembly. NCBI's taxonomy places the organism in Eukaryota, Metazoa, Rotifera, Eurotatoria, Philodinida, Philodinidae.